GAAGUUACCGGGAUUUAUCGAUACUUGAAAAAAUGGGUGACAGAAUAGCGUUGUCGUCUACUGUAAAGAUAAAAUACAAACACACAUCUAAAGUUGUGCCCAUAAUAGUCAACAGACUCUGCAGUUUCUCCAAACACUGUACAUGGAAUGAGGUUUUGAAUGAUUUGACAGCGGACGGCGACCAUAACAUAGACAAGUUGGACGAAGUAACUGUCACCGUGUCGGACAAACUUGCCAACGGUGUAACUUUUGAGCCACAUUUUGAAGAACAGAUACAAGUGGUUCACAACUUUGAUAAAAAAUUGAAAUAUGUACAAUUUGACGUGGUAAGAGACUUAGAACCAAAUAACAAUGUACCAAAAGGUCAAAAUCCUCCUACAUGUCCUACAGCUUUCGAUGUUUUGAUGAGAAAGUCCAGCACACUGACAAAGCUCCCUCAAAAGAUUGAUGAAGCCUCUCCCAGAUUUACAGCUAAACAAAAACUGUACAACGGGAUAGUGAACAUGUUUGUGGAAUUUGAAGACAAGUUUCCAGUUGUAAUGACGGACAAAGCCAUUAGUGACCAAGUGAUCAUGCCAUUGACCAAUGCUGUGUGGUACUUAAGUGGAAAUAUGGGGACAAUUCAGGAGCGAGCUGUACAUAUGCCAGAUGUUCAAGGAAUUCCUGCAAGGUUUCUUCAGUAUGAUGGCAUCAAUGACUUCAAGAAGAAAAAGGAGAAAAAACCUUCAUUAAAUGCAAAAGAACUUAAAUUACAUGGCCAAUGCGUAUUCAGGGUAGCCUCCAAACCAUAUGCAAACCAUUGGAAUAUCAAAGAUGAAUUGCAUCUUUUGGCAAUUUCCUUAGAUUCUUAUUCUGAGUACUUAGAUAAUGCCAAUCAAAACCAAAAAAUGCGCCAGGAAAAGAUGCAUCCUGUCCGGCAAGUAGAUACCCAUAUGUCUAUUCAGCAUGUCGAAAAAACAAACGAAGUAUUAAACAGAUAUUCCAAAUUAGAUCUUGCGCUUUCAGAGAUGGCAUUUUUUGAACCGCUGUUUUUUGAUGAAACAGCUUUUGGUCCUGAAAUUGAAAUGAAUAGUUCACAGAGAUAUAAAUUUCUAAACAGUAUUGCACUAUCUGUUGAUUUGCAUGUGCUCCAGUAUGACCCAGGUGCUGGCUUAGGGGCAUUGACCUUUUUUUGGAAAGUUCAGGAUAGUAUGUCUACAAAAGAUUUGCAUUUGACGGAUAACCAGGUUAUACACAAUCUCCGUCCUAAGUUGCCCGAAUACCAUACAAGAAAAAUGCGUCUAGAAUUUUAUUCCAUAUAUGAAAAAAUAUCGGGUGUUACAAUACCACCCCACAUACUACGGUCAAUCUAUGCUACAUUGACAGGCGAUGCCACUACCGAUCAAAACCCAGCGAUUGAUCAACGUAUGCGUACAGCUGUGAUGGCUUCAGAUCCAGAACUUAUAGUGGACCUCCGCCAUCUGAACAAGGGGCGUCCGAGUGACACUUUUGAUGUGUUUUUCUCUACAUUGGAACACGAUCUAGAGGAAUUAAAGGCAGCAGAUGAAAGGAGACACGGCAUUGAACAUAUCUCAAAAUAUCUGUCUGUAAGAGAUCUUAUCAAUCAAGUUAAGGCUAAACUUCCUGACGAUGUGCCAAUUCCUAGUGAAUCAACAGUCCUUUUGGCUUUUGUACCAAAAAAUGCUCAUGCAAAUGUCGCAAAGUUAUAUAAAGGCCGCGUACCUUUAAAAAUGAAAGUUCAAACCAGACAACUGCGUGCCAGUCAUCAGGAUGAACAUUACUGCGCUAGUAUAUUCAAAAUGUUGAGACAGUAUGCAAUAAAGUUUAGAGACAAAGUUACAUUUGUAUGUAUGGACGACAAGUCCAAGGUUGAUUUUGGAGAGCCUGGUGUCCAUAUAUCAUCAGGAGUGCGUGGAAAAAAAUCUAUUAUGCCAGUUGAUUCGGCGUUAUCCUGUCUAGAUCACGAUGUCUCUAGCAAAGGUUCCCUUACUCCAUCAGUUGCAUUAUUUGUUGACAUACCGGAGGACAUAUCAGAGUCAUUUUAUAGAGGUCAGGUUGCUUUAACGAUGAAAGACAGCACAUUUCAGCCUAGUUCUCCUUUCAGACACGCUACAGAAUUGAAAAACAUUCUUGAUCAAGUUGAUGUUAAUGACAAAAAACCUGCUCUGUUUCUUUACACAGAUGGAGGGCCUGACCAUCGUACAACUUACAACAGCGUCAAAUUAUCUUUGAUUAUUUUGUUUAAACAGCUUGGCUUAGAAUUCUUAGUCGCUUGUCGAACAGCCCCAGGACAUUCCUGGGCUAAUCCGGCAGAAAGAAUUAUGUCCUUGCUAAAUAUAGCUUUCCAGAACACGGCUUUGUCCAGGGAGGAAUCUACCUCAGACAUUGAACAAGUUAUUAGGUCAUGCAAUGGAAUGGGUGAAAUAAGACGCAAGGCGGAGAAAGUUGAUGGUCUAAAAACUAAGUGGAUCGAAUCUGUGAGGCCUAUGAUUAACCUGUUAGAAGAACGUGCAAAGCGUGUCCAACUGAAAGGGAAACCCUUUCAAAGUUUUCCGGCAGCAGAUGACAUCGAUGUAGAGAUGACGGAAGCCAGUGUAACUUUGAUUGACCCCACUAUUAGCAUUGGGAACUACCAACAGACCCAUAUGAACAAAGCUAAAAGCUUUAAGGAUUUCAUUGGAAAGCACUGUCAAGAACGCCACUAUGUGUUCCAAAUCAGGCGAUGUUCAGAUGCAGAGUGUUGUCCGCCAUCUUCUAAAGAAUGGCAAUGGUUGCCAGACCCGGUAAUGGAUAACACUGGAAAACACUAUAAAUCUCUGGAGGAAGUCUUGGGAACAAUCACCACAGAGAAAGAUAGACCCUCAUCCACAAAUCAAACAGUGGCAGCAGUUGCUCAGGAACAACAAGGUUGUGAAAACAGAAUGCUUGUUGCCCAGAAUGUGAGAUCUACAAUAAAAUGCACUGAAUGUGACAAACCUAGAUGCAUUUAUUCUAAGCUGAAGUUGAACCCUCGAGAUUUAAGAGCCUUGAAGCACACAACAGAUAAAUAUGACUACACUUGCGGGGCAAUUUUAGCACCAGAAGGGGAUGUUCUACAUGGAAAAGUUUUCACAAGACUCCAGCUUGCAUGUACCAGUCACAUUGAAUUUGCAUACUACAGCUCGGAUGUUGGCCGCAAAGACAUAUGUGCAUAUUGUGUUGCAACAGAGAUCCAAAAGGACAAGGACUUGUGCAAAAACUUUAAAGUUGUGCUGCCAGUUUGUGACUUGUGUCGUUCAAAAAAAUUGGAAGUCCCAAAGAGAAAUCCAAUUAAGAAAUAGUUAAUUCCAGUCUGACAAUCAGUUAAUUCUAGUCUGAUAUUCAUCCUCUCUAAGUCAUUCUUUUUAACAUGUUGUUUAUGAUUUUUGUUUCUACUUAUUUCUAGUCAAGAAUAAAUGUUUUUUGUUUUAAAAUUUUCA
Messenger RNA from Ostrea edulis (European flat oyster), 3458 nucleotides. RefSeq lists its product as uncharacterized. Bases 33 to 3320 code for a protein of 1095 amino acids. NCBI's taxonomy places the organism in Eukaryota, Metazoa, Mollusca, Bivalvia, Ostreida, Ostreidae. The transcript has 6 exons. The record is from RefSeq and is a predicted model, not a curated record.